GCCAGCCUGGGAAAGUUGAGCCCUGGUCCAGCCCCGAGCCGAGUGGGCAGAGGCCUCUUGCCAUGCUAGCCUGCUGCAGUGAUGUUUUCCACUAUGAGACAAACAAAGUCACCCGGAUCCGGAGCGUGAACUAUGGCACCAUUAAGUGGAUCUUCCACAUGAUCGUCUUUUCCUACGUUAGCUUUGCUUUGGUGAGUGACAAGCUGUACCAGCGGAAAGAGCCCGUCAUCAGUUCCGUGCACACCAAGGUCAAGGGCAUAGCGGAGGUGAGAGAGGAGGUCGUGGAGGACGGGAUGAAGAAGGUGGUGCAGACCGUCUUCGACACUGCGGAUUACACCUUCCCCUUGCAGGGAAAUUCCUUCUUUGUGAUGACAAACUUUCUCAAGACAGAAGGCCAGGAGCAGAGGCUGUGUCCCGAGUAUCCCGCCCGCAGGACACUCUGUUCGUCCGACCGGGGCUGUAAAAAGGGAUGGAUGGACCCGCAGAGCAAAGGAAUCCAGACCGGAAGGUGUAUAGAGUAUAAAGGGAAACAGAAGACCUGUGAAGUCUCCGCCUGGUGUCCCACCGAGGCGAUGGAAGAGGCCCCCCGGCCUGCACUCUUAAACAGUGCUGAAAACUUCACUGUGCUCAUCAAGAAUAAUAUCGAUUUCCCUGGCCACAACUACACCACGAGAAACAUCUUGCCAGAUAUAAACAUCACUUGCACCUUUCACAAGAUUCAGAAUCCACGGUGUCCCAUUUUCCGACUAGGAGAUAUCUUCCAAGAAACAGGAGAUAAUUUUUCAGAAGUGGCAAUUCAGGGAGGAAUCAUGGGCAUUGAGAUCUACUGGGACUGCAACCUGGACAGUUGGUCCUAUCACUGCCUUCCAAAAUAUAGUUUCCGUCGCCUUGAUGACAAGAUAACCAGUGAGACCUUGUACCCCGGCUACAACUUCAGAUAUGCCAAGUACUAUAAGGAAAACAAUGUUGAAAAGCGGACUCUGAUCAAAGUCUUUGGGAUCCGUUUUGACAUCCUGGUUUUUGGGACCGGAGGCAAACUCGACAUCAUCCAGCUGAUCGUGUACAUCGGCUCGACCCUCUCCUACUUCGGUUUGGCCACGAUGUUCAUUGACUUUCUCAUCGACACUUACUCGAGCAAAUGCUGUCGAUCCCGCAUUUACCCCUAUUGCAAGUGCUGUGAAUGCUGCGCGGUCAAUGAGUACUACUACAGGAAGAAGUGCGAGUCCAUUGUGGAGCCCAAGCCGAGACCCUCGAUGGACUUCACAGACCUGUCCAGGCUGCCCCUGUCUAUCCAAGACCUGGCCCCCACUCCUGGGCACCCAGAGGAGAUCCAGCUGCUCAGCGAAGAGGUGACUCCCAGAUCCAGCAACAGCCCGGGCUGGUGUCAGUGUGGAAACUGCCUCCCGUCCCAACUGCCCGAGAGCCACCGGUGCCUAGAGGAGCUGUGCUGUCGGAAGAAGCCAGGCGCCUGCAUCACCACCUCAGAGCCGUUCAGGAAGCUCGUCCUGUCCAGGCAGGUCCUGCAGUUCCUCCUGCUCUACCAGGAGCCCUUGCUGGUGCUGGACGCAGAGGCCACCAACAGGCGGCUACGGCACUGUGCCUACAGGCGCUACACCACUUGGCGCUUCGGCUCGCAGGACCUGGCUGACUUUGCUAUCCUGCCCAGCUGCUGCCGCUGGAGGAUCCGGAGGGAGUUUCCCAAGAGUCAAGGCCAGUACAGUGGCUUCAAGAGUCCUUACUGACGGCACAGCGCUGGGCGGUCAUUUUAACAUCACCUUUGCUUGCACCUUGAGCUUCACCUGCAAAGGUCUGUGGCCAGAUUUUGGGACGAAGGGAAAUGUGCUUUCCUCCGCUAUAGGUCUAUAUGUGUCAGGGAGCACAGAGACCUGGGUACACACACACCCCAGAAUCCCUCGGCAUGGACUAAGCGUCAAGAGACUCGGAUGUCUGUCUCAAUUCUGUCCUUAGGAAGUUGUGUGAUCCUAGGCCUUGGCCUCUGUACCUCAGGCACCUUAGUAUCCAAUCUACUGUCUCACAGAGAUGUUGGGAGGACAAUUUGAGACAGGAUACGUGAACUUUCUUAAUGCAUAAAGAGCUACAUGAAUACAAAGCAGCUCAUUAUGAGGUCAGACUAAGAUAAUGUCCAACUAUGAACAAACCCUUUGGGUCCUGGCUGGAGAAUGUGGAGGAUCAAAAGUGGCCACAAAUUCUUUGGCACUUGUCCCUCAGGACCUGAGAGUUAUGUCUCAUCCCCUUGUGUGUGGGCAACUCUGACUGCUUAUCCAACAGUGGAAGUGGUGCUAUGUCAGCUUCAAGGUCUUGGUCUUAAGAGGCUGGCAGCUUCUACUCCCUGUCGCUUGACACUCUGGCUGUGAAGGAAGCCACCCUCCAGGUAGAAGUCUGACUGUCCAGAGACUGCCCCGCUGUGAGGAAGCCCAAGCAGCCACAUGGAGAGGAGAGAUGUCCAAGCAGCCCCCAGCCUGCAAACCAUCCAAGCCCAGUCACUAAACCUGGGCAAGAAGCAGCCUUCAGAUGAUUCCAGAGCCUGCUAACCCAUGACCGAGACACCCAGUGAGAGCUGCCCAGUGACUCAGAGAACAAAAUUGCUGUUUUAAUCCAUUAAGUUUUGGGUUGUUUGUUACACAGCAACAGAUAACUGGGACAAGAGAGCGAGCCGGACUCACAGAGACACAGACUCCACCCAUACCGUCCCUGGUUCUAAGGUUUUCAGGGAGCCUGGACCACCCUGGAGACCCUCAGCGGGGCUGCAGACCAAACCAGCUCUGCCCUGGAAUCCCGUCAGACCUCACUGCCGAGCUACCCGAUACAUUCUGAUUACAUCGCAUUUCUAUGACUGAUAAAAACUGGAAAAGGCCGCCUUUGGCACCGACAUCUUGCACCUUGCAGCCAGUUAGAGGGGAUGCAGUCAAGACUCUACUUACAAAGCAGCCCAUGCCGAAAACCUUUAGUAUUUCUAUACAUCGACCACUAAGAAUAUAAAAGUGGAUAGUAUUAAGUUUUAGGGUCCUCCUGCAGGAUUUCCUUUUCAUGGUUUUGGCACUAGAAUCAACUAUUUCUAAACAACUGUUUUAAAGAAUAAAUAGAGACCACUAUUCGACACUGUGGCUGAUGAAGGAUCUGUGAAGUUUUUUAUACAUACUCGAAGAUUUACCCUUUUGAUACUUUUUAAAAACCAACAGCUUUUUACUGUAUUAAUGUAAAAGGAGAACAAAACUUUUCGAGAACCAGGAUUUUUUCAACUCAGGUAUCAAAUUAAUUAGGCCAGACUGAACUUUCAUUUUUACUACCUUUCUGAGAUAUUUUUGAAAAGUGGAUUCUAUAUGACUUCUUCAGAAUUGAAAUUCUUCCUCCUAGAAUUCUAUGUAAUAGCUACACAUGUCCAUUCUGAUGACCUCUGGGCCUCGUGACCUUCAUUUCUCUGUGCCUUAUCCCUGGUAUGGUUCUGUCACCUCACAGAGGCCCCAGAUGGAGUCAGAAUUUGGAAUGACAAAGAAUCACUGGAUCCGCCCACUGUUCUCCUUCGCCACCUUCACAGAUGCUUUAGGUGAGAGGGUGACGUGUUACGUCAACUGUGUAUAAAAGGUCUGACACUUCCUAUAAUAACGUGCAUCAUAUUUGAAUUCUUAUUUUUAGUCUACUGCAUAAAAUGUCAUUGCCAAAGGCAUGCCAAGGAGAAGCACGUUUUGUAGGCUCUGUUUUCUUGUACUGAAAUCCAUUCUUCUGUUAUGGUAACUGCAGGGGAUUCAUGGCUUCAUGUCUGUGCCAGAGCUCUGCUUCCAUGUAACACUGACUGAUUUCAAGUAGAAUUGGUAAUGGACUUGCACUUCUCUCUUUAAAAGGAGCCAUUUUUUAAACACUUCCUAAUUCUAGCUUGGCAACGUAGGUGUCUUAACUUGGCUGUUUUGAUAAUAAAGAAUAAUGUAUAAUUCAUGAUUAUUGAAGUGUUCCUUUUACUUCCUCUUCUCAGCAGAUCCCCAAAUCACAGCUCACUCACUGACACAUUCACUCAACAUAUAUCUUUUGAGGUUAUUGUGACUUAGAAGAUAUAUAUUUGGUCACUGCCCCCGCCUAGUUCCUGACGAAGAGCUUCUAAAUCCCUUGGAACUUCCUGGGUGAUAGGAGUGUCUUGUGUUCUAAUGAGGUGACUCUUGGUGGGCUCUUGGGUAUCUUCAGGUUGGGGACUGGUCACCAGAGAGACCAAGUCA
This is a messenger RNA of Pteropus alecto (black flying fox), 4226 nucleotides long. It is a transcript of the gene P2RX7, whose product is annotated as purinergic receptor P2X 7. Gene Ontology annotation, biological process: response to ATP; monoatomic cation transmembrane transport. Gene Ontology annotation, molecular function: ATP binding; extracellularly ATP-gated monoatomic cation channel activity; purinergic nucleotide receptor activity. Gene Ontology annotation, cellular component: nuclear inner membrane; plasma membrane. Lineage: Eukaryota; Metazoa; Chordata; Mammalia; Chiroptera; Pteropodidae. The record is from RefSeq and is a predicted model, not a curated record. The transcript has 12 exons. The coding region runs from base 63 to 1742 and encodes 559 amino acids.